This is a messenger RNA of Felis catus (domestic cat), 2008 nucleotides long. It is a transcript of the gene RMI2, whose product is annotated as RecQ mediated genome instability 2. The transcript has 2 exons. Lineage: Eukaryota; Metazoa; Chordata; Mammalia; Carnivora; Felidae. Gene Ontology annotation, cellular component: cytosol; nuclear speck. The record is from RefSeq and is a predicted model, not a curated record. Gene Ontology annotation, biological process: regulation of sister chromatid segregation; maintenance of rDNA; DNA repair. Bases 464 to 928 code for a protein of 154 amino acids.
CCAGCUGUCCCUGUCCCUCUUCCCAGCCUUCUCUCGUGACUCGAUUCUUUAUCACUCCCAAUAAACAUGGCCUCAUCAUGCUACUAUUCCUUCCAGGAUUAACUAGUAUUGCUUAACUUCGGAGUAAUCCUACCACGCAAGGUGAUGUAAAGAUGAAAACAUUCUCGGGUGACAGGCAUAGACAUCAAGUUUUGAGAUGCGUCGAAACAAGAAGCUGUUUACCUCCCUCCAAGUAUUUAUUCUCUUGUGAUUCGCUUCAUCCCUCCACCCACCUGCUUGGGGACGUUUAUUUACUUGACGUACGCAUGCGCACUCCUGGAGACCGGUGGAGGCCGCCGGGCUGGGAAGCCCCGCCUCCCGACGCCGAGGAUUGCUCCGUUCCGCCAGAACACCCCCUGAUUGGUGGCCACGGCCCCGGCCCCGCUGCCUAUCAAAGUUGGCGGGAAAGCGGAGGUGGGGAAGCAUGGCGGCGGCGGCGGCGGCUGUGGGGGCAGCGGACUCCUUCGCCCGCGGCGGCCCAGCGGCUGUGCGGCUGCCGCGGUCGCCGCCGCUCAAGGUGCUGGCCGAGCAGCUGCGGCGCGACGCGGAGGGCGGCCCGGGCGCGUGGCGGCUGUCGCGGGCGGCGGCGGGCCGCGAGCCGCUGGAGCUGGUGACCGUGUGGAUGCAGGGCUCGGUGCUGGCGGCGGGCGGCGGCGAGGCGCGGCUGCGGGACCCGAGCGGGGCCUUCGUGGUGCGCGGCCUAGAGCGGGUCCCGCGCGGGCGGCCCUGCCUGGCCCCAGGAAAGUAUGUGAUGGUGAUGGGAGUGGUCCAGGCGUGCAGCCCUGAGCCCUGCCUUCAGGCCGUGAAGAUGACCGAUCUUUCCGACAACCCCAUCCAUGAAAGCAUGUGGGAACUGGAAGUGGAGGAUUUACACAGGAAUAUUCCUUAGAUGACAUUGGAACCACUGCUAAAAACAGCAGAAAUCCUGAAACAAUUUAAGUUCCGACACCAUGUGGAUUUCACGGGUACCGUCCUAUGUCUGUUUCUUAAAAGUUUCUCAAAGAGCUUAGCUUCGGUUGACCAAGGACUCCGGAGGUAGGAUUUCUAAACGCUGGGACACUCCACUUAACUCGGCCCUCGUGCUCCUUGCUUUGACGACUGUUUGCAGAUUAAAAGCAGAUGUGUGCUCUGUUUUUGUUUUUUUUGCUUUUGUUCCCUUUUGGUUUGCGUGUGCUAAUUCCCUUUAAAGCCCGCAGAAAUCUCAUGUUACAUUUUCCACAUUUUACGAGCGCUGAUAACUUUUUCUGUUGCUGCUGUGACCCUGUUUUUACGAUGCAGAAUCUGAAUGUCACUCCUUGCCGGUGGUGAUUUAAUUGUGGCUGUGGGCAGGGAAACAGACUUCCGGAAAUGGGAAUGACCUCUUGGCCCGCCUCUUCUCCCAUCGACAACUUCCAUAUCCAGUUUGCAAGUCAGACAGCGUUUUCCUGCUGUGGACACCAGCAGCCUCUCAGAGACAGUAGACGGUUCUUGUCUCUGAACCAUGUAAGGUACAUUCCUUGGAGAUACGGAUGGUAACACCUGUCAUUCUUCCUCACUUGGAGAUGUUGAAACACUCGCAAAGUUUCUUGUUGAAACUAAAAUCAAGAUUGAGAAUGACUUUUAGGCAUUAACUAAACUUCUGCAUCAUAACUUUUAGUGAGACACCGUAAGGGAGCGACCUUCUGGUGUGGAAGCUUCCCCCGCCCCCCCCCUCCAUUCUCAGUUUUAUUGAGAUAUAAUUGACAUACAGCAUUGUAGAAGUGUAAGGUGCACAGCAUGAUGAUUUUAGAGUUCUUACGUUUUCUGGAUGGAAUGACUUUCUCACGAUCAAAUUCAGUGUGGGUUUCUGCUCUCUGCUACUUACCAUGCCUUAUUUUUCUGAGAUUGUAAAUAUCAAGGGAGUCACAUGAUAUCCGUACGUUGCUGUAGAGUUUUGUUGGACUAUGGAUCAUCUACCACUAAUAAAUUAUAUUCUGUAUCUUUUAAAAAA